AUGGCCAAGAAAUCGAAGCCUACCUCUUCUUCUCAUAUCAAAUCCUUCUUCGAUGACUUUCCUGAUUUCGUACCUGAGCCCCCCGCCGGUCUUCGUGAGAAUUUCGCCCGUCUAGCCGCUCACAGACAAUGGAAGAAUGGUUCCAAGAACUACAAACGCAACUGGAACAAGUAUGUCAGAAUGGAAUUUGAUAGUGAGUUCGGAACAAACUAUACUCGAUUGGAGUCAUGGCAGAAUCUCUGCACCGAAUUGGGGAUCGAGCGUCUUCCGUCAAUUACACAGUGCAAAAAGGCACUGUCGGUAGUCAACGUGAACAUUGUCGAUUUAAUGGACUGCCGGAGAUCUGGGAAGAAACCUCGCCUGUUUUCAUCUCUGAAUGCGCUUCGAAAGUAUACCAAAGAAAAUGAUCUGUUUUUUCCCCGAGACGCAGCGAAGGAAGAAGGAUUUGUGAAGAUAUUGCUCAAGCAUAUACUCUAG
This is a messenger RNA of Talaromyces amestolkiae, 477 nucleotides long. RefSeq lists its product as uncharacterized. NCBI's taxonomy places the organism in Eukaryota, Fungi, Ascomycota, Eurotiomycetes, Eurotiales, Trichocomaceae. The record is from RefSeq and is a predicted model, not a curated record. The coding region runs from base 1 to 477 and encodes 158 amino acids. The transcript is spliced from 2 exons.